Strongylocentrotus purpuratus (purple sea urchin) is the source of this 1287-nucleotide messenger RNA. RefSeq names its product ADP-ribosylation factor-like protein 1 (gene arl1). Bases 126 to 671 code for a protein of 181 amino acids. Gene Ontology annotation, cellular component: cytoplasm; Golgi apparatus. Gene Ontology annotation, biological process: vesicle-mediated transport; intracellular protein transport. The transcript has 6 exons. NCBI's taxonomy places the organism in Eukaryota, Metazoa, Echinodermata, Echinoidea, Camarodonta, Strongylocentrotidae. The record is from RefSeq and is a predicted model, not a curated record. Gene Ontology annotation, molecular function: GTP binding; GTPase activity.
CAUAUCAUUAAUAGGAGGCCGAGGUCAUCUGGGGUCACGUGACGUCAUACGUUUGGUCGAAAAGAAAAUAGAAAUUGUACACGUUGAAGUUUACGCGUAUGCCGAGUCCAUCACCGGCAUAAAAUAUGGGGAGUUUCUUUUCAACUUUAUUUGGUAGCCUGUUUGGCGCGAAGGAGCUACGUAUUCUGAUCCUCGGUUUGGAUGGUGCGGGGAAGACAACUAUCCUCUACAGAUUACAAGUUGGAGAAGUAGUCACAACCAUUCCAACUAUUGGAUUCAAUGUUGAAACAGUCACAUACCAAAAUCUCAAGUUCCAGGUCUGGGAUCUUGGUGGUCAAACGAGUAUUAGGCCAUAUUGGAGAUGUUACUACUCCAAUACGGAUGCUAUCAUCUAUGUAGUAGACAGCUGUGACCGAGACAGGAUAGGCAUCUCAAAGUCAGAACUGGUCACCAUGUUAGAGGAGGAGGAGCUGAAGAAGGCAAUGCUGCUCGUCUUUGCGAACAAACAGGACAUGGACGGUGCAAUGUCGCCCUCUGAGGUGGCCACCGCCCUCGGACUACCCGCCCUCAGGAGUAGGAAGUAUCAGAUCUUCAAGACGUCAGCUCUCAAAGGAGAGGGCUUGGAUGAAGCAAUGCAGUGGCUUGUAAAAGAGUUGAAGUCAUCUUCAUAACACAGGCUGCCACCGCUGCCCCCUCCCUCCCUUCCCCCACAGCCCCUUAUUUUCUCUCCGGAGGCUUCAUCGACGAUGACGAAUUAUACCACCACUUCUUACACGGCCAUUGAAGAGAGAAAGAAAGAUUAGAGGCGGAGGGAGAGAGAUUUCUGUCGUGAGAGAAAAGAAGAUUUAAAAUCCCCUUUACAGACUUGUGCAAACUCCAUGAAACUUUGCGAGUGUUUAAAAUAUAUCCUUCAGAUACCGUGUGUGGCAUUUGACAGUCACAGGUUUUGACACCUAGUUCUUUAUGAGAAAAGACAAUCUAGCGCUGUUUUCAUAUUGUCGUAGAGGGAGCUAUUCUCAAAUCACUAACGGUUGAAUACAUUUUGAAUUAUGUACAAACAUUUUUUGAGUCUAGAAAAUAAAUAAUUGUAAUUAAACAUUGAAAAUGUAUGAGUUGAAAGCCAGUUUCCAUUUUUUUAAAUUUAGCGGGAGGGUUCUUAUAAAUAAACCUCUUCCAUAUACGUGUACCACCCGAUUCAAGGAGAGUCACGUUUUAAGGUCUGCGAAAGGAAAAAACAUCUUUAAAGAGAGAAAUUCAUCUAUCCAAUCAACAUUUGCCUUUUUUCUA